Messenger RNA from Staurois parvus, 498 nucleotides. The record is from the annotation of a GenBank genome assembly. Lineage: Eukaryota; Metazoa; Chordata; Amphibia; Anura; Ranidae.
CACUGGCCUCCACUCAGUGUCCUCCACCCCUCUCUGCCAAUCCCUCCACUGGCCUCCACUCAGUGUCCUCCACCCCUCUCUGCCAAUCCCUCCACUGGCCUCCACUCACUGGCCUCCACCCCUCUCUGCCAAUCCCUCCACUGGCCUCCACUCAGUGUCCUCCACCCCUCUCUGCCAAUCCCUCCACUGGCCUCCACUCAGUGUCCUCCACCCCUCUCUGCCAAUCCCUCCACUGGCCUCCACUCAGUGUCCUCCACCCCUCUCUGCCAAUCCCUCCACUGGCCUCCACUCAUCCCUCCACUGACCUCCCAUUGCCCAACGAUAAAAUUCAAAACAUUAACAAUAACAUAUGAAGCCAUUUAUAACUCUGCCCCAAAUUACAUCACCAAUCUUGUCUCCAAAUAUCACCCAAACUGUCCUCUCCGCUCCUCCCACCACCACCUCCUGCUCUCUAGCUCCCUUGUCUUCUCAUCCCAUGCUCAUCUCCAGGACUUCUCC